Thermothelomyces thermophilus ATCC 42464 is the source of this 483-nucleotide messenger RNA. RefSeq lists its product as uncharacterized. NCBI's taxonomy places the organism in Eukaryota, Fungi, Ascomycota, Sordariomycetes, Sordariales, Chaetomiaceae. The record is from RefSeq and is a predicted model, not a curated record. The coding region runs from base 1 to 483 and encodes 160 amino acids. Gene Ontology annotation, biological process: mycotoxin biosynthetic process. The transcript is spliced from 3 exons.
AUGGCAGCGUCCGCGAGAGAUCUACUUUGUCUCCACGACGAUAUCACGGAAUACCAAGCAGCGGACCCAGAAGUCAACGACAGAUGGGAAUAUCUCUAUAAUGGUAAUCUUCUUUCCCUGAUUCAGCAGCCAGCUUUCGGCGUCUCGGUCAUCACCCAGGACUCGGCCUGCCGGCCCCCCAACGCGACCACUCCCCUGCCACAGCACCGGCCUCGCUACGUCGUGCAGCUGGACGUCUUCCAUCAGCUGCACUGCCUGAACCGUCCGCAAAAGCUGCUUUACCCGAAGGUCUACCGUAGCGACGUCACGUCAGACUCCGACGAGGCCGCGGACACGCUAUAUCACCUGGAACAGUGCGUCGAGUCCCUCCGGCAGUCGCUCCUGUGCGCCUCCGACAAGAGCACCAUCUUUUGGGAAUGGAGCCCCGCCAACGGCAAAGAUGAUGAGCAACACGGCGACGACGCACACCUGCAGGGACUUUGA